AGUAUGCAGUUCAAACAGCUCGUCUCUUUACUAUUUAGUUUGAAUUCAGUUUUUGGCUCAAAUAUUCUCUUCGUUAGUAAUAAUCCGAGUCCAAGUCAUCAAAUAUGGAAUUACGAACUAUCGGAAGGCCUUUUAAAAAAAGGACACAAUAUAACCAUGUUAGCUGGAUCACCAGUGGAGAACAAAUUAUUCAAAAACUAUCAUCCCAUCGAUGUCAAAGGUCUCGUUGAUAAGAUUAAUUCCGAAACAGAUUUCCAAUCAUUUUUUGAGAUGACAGUUUUAAAGCAUAUGCUGGUAUAUGUUGACUACUGCCUUACUACUUGCAACUAUAUACUGCACUCAGAUGCUCUAAAGAUAAUUCUAAACUAUCCAAAGGAUUAUAAAUUUGAUUUGAUUAUAUUUGACAAUAGCUGCGGUCCAUGUACUUUGCCCUUAAUUCAAAGAUUCCACUACCCUCCUGCAGUGGAAGUAACAGCUUUUCUACUACCUCAGUUUAUUUCGGAAACUUUUGGAAACGAUGCGGCGCCAUCUUAUAUUCCAUAUUAUUUAGGAGAAUACGGCAAAGAAAUUACUUUUGUUCAGCGACUCAUAACCUUUUAUUGGAUAAGAGCUGAGGACCUAGUAAGAAAAUACUAUUUUAACAAAGUUGUCGAGGGUUUAGCAAAAGAAAUAUUUGGAGAACAAAUAGACUCUUUAGAUUCUCUUGAGAAUCUUAUUUCUCUACUUUUGUGUAAUUUAAUGCAAGGUUUUAGCCAUCCACAACCUCUAUCUCCAAACAUAAUUCCAGUAGGUGGUUUACACAUCAAACCAGCAAAAACACUGCCAGAGGAUCUUCAACGUAUCAUGGAUAAUACCGAAGAAGGUGUCAUUUUAUUUUCACUUGGAACAAACGUUAAAUCAUCUUUAAUGAGAGAAGAUAAACGCAAGGCAAUCCUAGAUGCAUUAGGAAAGUUAAAAGAAACAGUGUUAUGGAAAUUUGAAGCAGGUUUAAAGAAUAUUCCCAAAAAUGUUAUCAUCAAAAAGUUUUUACCACAACGGGAUUUAUUAGCGCAUCCCAAUUUAAAGUUAUUUAUUAGUCACGGUGGAGCUUUGAGUACAGCAGAAGCAUCGUAUCAUGGCGUCCCAGUAGUAGGAAUACCAUUUUUUGCUGACCAAUAUAUAAAUGUUAACAUAAUAGAAAAGAAGGGAAUUGGUGUUCGAGUCGAUUUUGUGACAAUGACUGCAAAUACUUUAUUGGAUAAAAUUAACGAAAUCCUUCACAAUCCUAAAUAUCUUCAGAAUGCGAAGAAACUGUCACACAUUAUAAAGGAUCAACCGCAAACUCCACUUGAACGGGCAGUAUUUUGGGUGGAAUUUGUAAUCAGGAAUAAUGGAACUCAUAUUUUGGAUCCAGCCUCUAGAUAUAUGUCUUAUUUUGUUACAUCAUCUCUGGAUAUAUAUUUAUUUUUAGCGAGUGUUAUUAUUGUCAUUUUAUGGUUGAUGCUAAAAUUUUUGAGUUUGAUAAAAUAUUUUCUCUAUAGAAACACUGAAAAACUAAAAGAUGAAUAA
Messenger RNA from Diabrotica virgifera virgifera (western corn rootworm), 1548 nucleotides. RefSeq names its product UDP-glucosyltransferase 2-like. Lineage: Eukaryota; Metazoa; Arthropoda; Insecta; Coleoptera; Chrysomelidae. The record is from RefSeq and is a predicted model, not a curated record. The transcript is spliced from 6 exons. Bases 4 to 1548 code for a protein of 514 amino acids. Gene Ontology annotation, molecular function: UDP-glycosyltransferase activity.